AUGGAGCCCUGGCCGGGGGGCAGUCGCCACCGCGCACCAGCAACGAGCGCUGUCGCAGCCAGCGCGUCGCCCGCCGUGCCACUGCGCCGCCGUCUCGACUGCCCAUGCUGCAGACGCCGGGCGACAGCACAUCUCGUCGCGCACGCAGCAGCCAGACGACGGCAUCGCAGCGCUCCCGAGCGCUGGUGUCACUGCAGACCGCUGCAUGCUCGUGUCCAGGGCCGCCGUCGCAGUAAUUUACCAAUCUGCGCCGUCGUCCGCCCCCGGCCCUUAAGCGGACAGGCCGCCAAAAUUACGCCUUGGCGCCUGGCGCGGCCUGUUCCCCCCUACUGCGCCCGACUCACCUCUGUGCUUCCUCUUCGGGCCCACGAUAGCCCGUGGGCAGCUGCGUCUGUCCCAUUGAGGCCACCGGCGCUCCCCAGUCUCGGCCGCAAACGACCGUCUCGACGGCGGCCGGACGCUAAACCGCCCUACCACCCGGGCGAUCUGCUUUGA
Messenger RNA from Trematosphaeria pertusa, 495 nucleotides. RefSeq lists its product as uncharacterized. The coding region runs from base 1 to 495 and encodes 164 amino acids. The transcript has a single exon. The record is from RefSeq and is a predicted model, not a curated record. Lineage: Eukaryota; Fungi; Ascomycota; Dothideomycetes; Pleosporales; Trematosphaeriaceae.